AAAUCGGGUAGAGGAAGGUAAAGCCCACACAUCUCUUUGAAAGGGCUGCUAUAUAAACGCCCAAGUUGUAAACACGUUAUCAAAAGUAAGCAGGAUACUAUCGGUGAGGACAGUGAAGAAAAGGGCAUUUACAAUGGCUUCACAAAAGGCUCUCCUUUUGCUCGUCGUUCUAGUUAGCGCUGCAUUUGCAGCACGUCAAGCGUCUGAUUUGAGAAGUGGUAAAGGUCAAGGUAAACAAAAGCGAGUCGGUGGAUGGACCUCGGUUGACCGAAAUUAUGAAACCAUUCAACUAGCACAGCCAAUCGUCCUCGGUGGAUGGACCUCGGUUGGCCAAAAUGAUAAAACCGUUCAACAAAUAGCGAAAUUCGCCGCUGGACAGAUUUGCUCCAGUUACGUCGUAAAUGCUGUAGAAAACGCUGAAAUGCAAAGUGUUGCUGGUACGAACUACCGCAUGGAUAUCCUAGUUUCCAAGGCAUGGAAAUGCAAAAUAGAAGUGUUUGAGCAGAUCUGGACGAAUACGAAGAUGUUGACGUCGUUUGCCUGCAAAUCGGUGCUGUAACUGGAUGACGUCGAAAUUUUUUACUUGUUUUUCGUAUGACUAUUUAUCGAGUAUAAACCUUUCCGUUUGAUAUCUUUCCUUUAAUCGGCAUAAGUUAUAGAAAUGUUCAAUGUCCUAUUGUUAUUAUAUGUUUGUUUUUUAAAGCGGGUAUAAAUAUUUAUUAAUUAAUCUUAAAUGUGAAAACAACUUAUAUUUCAAUAUAAACUAAAAUAAAAGUUAAGAAUAACAUGUGUCAAAAAGUGCUAAAUAAGCCAGAUAUUUAAUUCAGAAAUCGAAAAAGGCUGUACAGCCGAAUUCGCAAGCAUGUAUAUCAUGCAUGUACGAUGUGAAUUUAAAUUUAGUUUAACGGUUCAUUUGAAAUUCUUGCAGCGAUAUCAGUUCAUACGACACACGAACACUUACCAAAAAGACGAAAGCAUCGGUUAUUGUAGGAAAAUAUUACGAAUUAUCUUGGUCACAAUCGGCUCGGGGCGCUGAUUUGUAUUUGCUGCAUUUUAUGAAAUUCGUCUUAAAUGUAUCAUUUUUCUUUCAUAUUGUGUGUUAUUAUAACAUAAUUGUAUCAAUAUAUUACAAUUCAACACAUAUAAAAAUCGUAUAAUCUGACUUUAAGUUAACGUUGUUUUGUAAGAUUCAAACAUGUUGAAUGCCAGCAAUUAAAACUAUAACUCAUCACACAUUUUAUGAAAGAAUAUAUUACAAUAUUUUACGUUUGUCAGUAAACAACUUAUUUUCCUUUCUUUUUCAUAAUUCAAUAUUUGUGGCACCUGCAUUUGCUGAGUAGUACCUAACCAGACUUUCACGAUUAACAUGUAUUUAGUGAUAACAUGUACAUUGUAUUGGAAACAAUAAACUAUA
Messenger RNA from Dreissena polymorpha, 1414 nucleotides. RefSeq lists its product as uncharacterized. NCBI's taxonomy places the organism in Eukaryota, Metazoa, Mollusca, Bivalvia, Myida, Dreissenidae. The record is from RefSeq and is a predicted model, not a curated record. The transcript is spliced from 4 exons. Gene Ontology annotation, molecular function: cysteine-type endopeptidase inhibitor activity. The coding region runs from base 134 to 559 and encodes 141 amino acids.